This is a messenger RNA of Hylaeus volcanicus, 5479 nucleotides long. RefSeq lists its product as uncharacterized. The record is from RefSeq and is a predicted model, not a curated record. The transcript has 8 exons. Lineage: Eukaryota; Metazoa; Arthropoda; Insecta; Hymenoptera; Colletidae. Gene Ontology annotation, molecular function: calcium ion binding. The coding region runs from base 1 to 1332 and encodes 443 amino acids.
AUGACAGGUUUUUGUGGUAUUUUUGUAGCCCAUCUGCCUCUCCCUUCAUCUAUGGUUCUCUACCUGAAGAGAAAUGCGGUGAUUGUUAACAAUGACAGAUAUCUGGUCCUUGUUAAAGAGAAUACAAAAGAAUUAAAAAGACAGCAACGUAUUACAAAAUCAAAGUUGAACAGUGAUCGGUUUGGUGUAAAAUGUCCUGUAAAUCGAUUGAAAAGUAAAAAUAGGAAAAGACCACAACGAAGGAGAGACGAAAUUCAUUGCAGGACACUUCGAAGAAGCCUGCGACUGCGUCACCAGGAGAUCGCGGAGCCCUCCUCGAAAAGAAGGAGCUCCGCACAAGAAGGGGCACGUAAACGUACCCCUGGGCCCGCCGUGGUGUUGUCCGCCGGGGGUGGCGGUGGCAGCGGGGGUGGAGGUAGCGGUGCCGCCUGGGGUCGAGGUAGCCGUGAACGUGACAGAGGUCGCGGGGGCGGCGCGAACCUAUUCGGUUCAGGCGUCGCCCCCGCGAAUUACGCUUCAGGAUUGCCAGGCGUAACGCCGGAGCUGCGGGAAGUUGUGAACAUCCUUGGCGAGAGGAACCAAGUCGGCACGCUCACCGGCGUGGGACCACCGCCUGGAGCCGUGGACAACGACGGCCAGGGGGACGAGGAGGAGGGCACCUCCCCGAAAAGGCCACCGAGACCCCUCUACAGAAGGCUGAUUAAUUACAUUCGACAGGCUUGGACUGGCGUGAAGUUUGCGCUAGACUCGGAAUACGAGGAGGAGCAGACGCCGCGAUAUAGACCGGAUUCUCUGGCGAGCCUUUGUCGAGCAACGAGAUUCACCGAGGCCGAGCUGAAGAGGAUAUAUCGUGGCUUCAAGGCAGAAUGUCCCACGGGAGUCGUCAGAGAAGAAACUUUCAAGUGCAUCUACUCACAGUUCUUUCCGCAAGGUGCCAACACUAGCCAGUACGCCCAUUACGUUUUCAACACCCUGGACCAGGAUCAUAGUGGUAUCCUAAGUUUUGAGGAUUUCGUUACCGGCCUCAGCAUACUGUCCCGUGGUUCCAUUGACGAAAAACUACGUUGGACAUUUUCCCUCUACGACAUCAAUGGCGACGGCUGUAUCACGAGAGAAGAAAUGACGGACAUCGUGACAGCUGUAUAUGAACUGAUGGGGAAAUUUGCUGAUCCAAAUUUGGACCACCAGGGCGUACGUGAAAAAGUAGACCGUAUGUUCCAGAAAAUGGACGGAAACAAGGAUGGAGUAGUGACGCUGUCCGAAUUUUUGGAAGCUUGCCGCGCGGAUCCGGACAUUUCAACGAGUAUGACAGCUUUGGACACGGCCUUCUGACACUCGGCACGAUCACGAUACACUCCAUGGACCUGAAGGGAUUUGUCGAUUUGUGAAUAAAUCGCUCAACGUUGUUCCGUAUCUCCUGGAACGGGGUGAAGAAGAACUUCUCCCAAAUUGAUUAGAAAAAUCUUCGAGCGAUAGGGGGAUUCGCAUCAGCACCAGCGAAUUUCGAGGAUUGACGCGUCACGAGAGAAAUCGUUAUAGAUAUUUUUCCUAUAUCUUGUUUAACACGAUCGUCAUUGAAAGAUCCAACGCGCGUAACGACUCGCCGAAAUAUCGCUUUCAUCGGGGCGGUUUCACAUCGAACGACAAGACGAACGGCUCCCUCUAAAUCAAAGGUCGCAUGAAAUGGUCGUGAGAAUAAUGAUCAUCCUUUCGAGAAUUUCUAGUUGUAGUCUCAGUAUGCGUAUCGCUAGACAAGAAAGGACUAGACGAGAGAGGAUUAACAUAUAACAAAAUGAUAAAAAAAAAAAAGAACAAGAAAACCGAUACUUCGUGGCUGUUAGUUGUCGCGAAUGGAAAUUGUUAUGGACUGUUUCCAGUAGUUCGUUUUUAAGGAACGCGCGCUACAAACGAUGAAUGAACACGCAGAUUUAGGAAAAGCUAUUAAUAGUAACAAAAAAAAAAACACACACACAAUUCCUAACGACGAUGAGGUUAAUGAAACUUUAAUAGGCGGAAGUUGGUGUUUAAUGUAAGAAGACAGAUCGUAUUCCCGUAGCACAGUGCGUCUUAAGGGAAAGAGAGGAACAUUUUUGCGAAAUAGCUUGUUAGGAUUUCCAAGUACCAAAGAGCACGCCACCGAGACUCGACGUCCGAACUGAACGCGGCAUUGUUUGUGCCAAAGGAAUCGCUGUACCAAGAAAGAAACGAGAAGCACAGAUAUCUCGACACAUCGUUUGUAUAAAAUUAAUAAUUGAGCUUAGCUUCGCCCAGUUACGUUUCUUUUUUUCGCUUAAAAGAAACGAUAUUUCAACGAAAACCCGUUCGCAUUGAGUCUUGAUACCGAGCGGCAAGCAUGCACGGUAUUAGAGCAUGGAUUCUUGAAUGCUCGCGUACCAAUAAUAACGUAGCCUAGUUUUUUACAAUAACCAUAUUUUUUACGAUGCUUAUAUUUGCCGCGUUAAAGCGUAGUGCUCGAAGUGUGUUUAAUUGAGACUAUUCGUCAACGUAAGUUUUAAUAACGUAGCGAAACGCAAUCGAGGUAAUUGUAAUUAUCGUCUCGUGGUGACAGAGUCGUAAACUUUUUUCUCUGUUUCUGUUUGCGAUACCGCAAGGUUGCAAAAUUAUGCAUCAGGUAUCGUCUGACCGCGUCCAACGAACGCGGUUAACCCGAACUUAAUUCGCUUUCCAAAACAUGCGUAUCUGAAAUCGUCAGAAAUAUCAGCUCCAGACUUUAAUUCUGUAUUUUCGAAACGAUUGUAACUUGGCGUUUGGUUUUCAGUUUGCGCGAGAAGAUAUUAACGUGCGGAGAUACUAUCUUCGCGCGAGAAGAGUACUAUAAGCCACGCCCUGUCUGUCUCCGCACGCGCCAUAUAGCUGUGAGACAAAGUAAUCAUUGUCAUCAUCUUGAUUUAAAACAAAUAAUGAUUGACGAAAUAUUAAAAACGGUACAUCUUUUAUAAUUUAUUCAAUAAUGCUUACGUUUUCCUCCAAAAAAUACUCAAAUUGCGUCACAUAAAAUCAAUUGUAGGUACACGAAGUUGUACGAAUACGUACAAUAUAGGUCGUACGAGAAAAAGUAAUCAUUGUUGACUUUAAAAUUCAAAUGAUUGGUUCAAAUAUGCUAUUUAAAAAGAUGGUGGCUGUGGCGCAUCCCACGAAACGUGGCUUGUAGUACUUUUCUCGCGCGAAAAUAGUAGGUCACUUAUGCGACGCAAAUGACUUUCUUUGAGCGACGCAGGUUAAAACGGGUAGCCGUAAAUCUCGUACGAUUUCUGAUGAUAAUAAAAAGGAGAAUCGGACGUGCUGACAGAUGAAAGCACGAAAAAUAUUAGAAAAGUUAUGAGCAGCGUGAAUGCGCGAAAAGAUGUUAGUAUGAGACGUAGAAAGUAUAUCGUAAAUCCCGCUGGAACAGCUGGCCAUGUUGAGCAGGACUCAUUGUUUCUAGUACGUAAGCGAGUAGACUAAGCGACAUAAUAAAAGUAUUUAUUUUUGUGACAGGUAAACGAAUUAUUAACCACGGUAAGAUAUUAGCUCGUAAAGACUGUGUGCUGCUAAAGAAAGAGAGAACGGAACGGGCAAGUAUUAGAAACAACAAUGAAUGAAGGAAAAGAGGCGUGAAAGCUCUGUUGAUUUCUCAUUCCAACGAUCUUUGAUCAGGAAUACUAGAUACCGAAUGUUAUUGUAAUUGCCAACGUUUUGCGGUGAAUGGACCAAAAUAUCAGGUGAUCACGACUGUCGAUAUACAGGGUGUCUCACGAAAUAUAGUAUCCUACAGAGUAGGGGAUGAUUCCGCGUGAAGAAAUAAAUCAGAGAUAGAGACAAAAGCUUUGCAGUUUCAAAAACAAGCAUUAAUUUAUUUCAGAAUGCUCGAUUCCCCGAUUUGAGGCAUCAUCGCUGUUUGUAAAUAUUAUAAUUAAAUUUCAUUUUUAAACAAUUGACAGGAUUGAAUGGUACUACCUAAGGCAAAAAUUUGUUUAUAUAUAAUUGAGAACUUGUAAUUGUAACGUUUAGGUUAUAAAUUAUCUAACGAAAUUUCCAUAGAAUAUUAUUAAUUAUUUUCCAACAUGAUAAAUAAAAUAACAAUUAAAUAUAAUUAUAAUAUUUGCAAAUAUCUAUCGAAAGUUGUUCGAAUCUUUGAGACUGCAAACUUUUGUAUUUAUUUCUAACAAUUGCAAACCUUUGUAUUGAUAAAUUGGAAAUGUAAAUUAAAAUUUUUUCGUGUAACUUCAUCUUCGUCAGAAUCUGCUUUAAAAAUUGAUCAGGUAUGUUAAUUAGGGGAAACAAGAUAAAAGCCAAAAAUAUUAAAGCAUUUUUCGAUAUUUAAUCGUUUUUUACUGUGCAUCUAUGUAUAUCCAUUAAAACUUUAUUAUUAUGGUAAACAUUAAUUAUAUUUGAAAGAAAUUUGUAGUGACGAAACUAUAUUAUUUUAAAUCCAUUCGUAAAAAUUGGUUGUAGGAUUCAAUACAGUAAGUUGUGACAUAAAUUAACGCAUGGAGUAAAUAGAUGCGUAAAUUUAAUGUUUGGUAAAAUACACGCGUACCUGACAAAUUUUCCAAAUUUAUUUGAUCAAGAACGAAACCUUGCACAAAAAAGCUUCAUUUUACAUUUGCAAUUUCUCUUUUAAGAAUCACCCUAUACGUGCUAGUUCUACAUCUGACAGUAUACACUACAGUGGUCGCUCUUUAACUGUCUUCUACCUUUUUAGCAAUCGCGUAGUUAUCUCCGCCACUUUAACUGCGUUUAACUCUCACUUUUCCUCGCUCUUGUUAUCCAUAUAAAUAAUCACAAGGAAAGUUCGGUAACUCAGAAUAUCAAGAUAAAUUUGAAAUUCAGAAAAAAUGUAGUUCAAACGAUGCUAAUAACGUGAUUAUAUUUUCUUCUUCAAUUAUUAUAUAAUUACGCUAUAUAUUAUAUUCGAUUAUUAUAUAAUUAUUAGAUGGAGAAACUAAACUUUAUAUUCAUUCAUUUGUAACUUUAGUUCAAGUAUCAUAUACAAAGUGCUGCACUUUCUUUAUCAGAGGCGAACAUACCUAACCACGCCCAGUGAAGCGCCUAACUUCACCAUAACCGUGAUGCCCCGAUCCAGAGCCUGCGACAGUAAGAGUGGCACCACUGUAUAUUUAAUCAUUUUCCAUCACUGCCUACUUCUGAAUUAAUGUAAAUAAGGCGGAUUAUCUUGAUAAACGGAACGAGACGCAAUGCAUCGAAAAUUCGAGCCCAUUAUAGCAUGAUGAGUAUUUCCAAAAGAAAGAACUACAAGAUGCUGUAGAAAACACUUAAGCCGAAUGUUAAAUCAUUCCAGAGACUACUAGUAAAAUUUUCUUUUCCAUCUUCCAUAAAACGUUGCAUCAGCCUCGCGUUUUCUUCUGAUUGUGGGUUUCUUAAGUACUAUACAGGAAGUCUCAUUUAGUGUGAGCACCCUAAAUGUCUCCGUUACCUUGAACGGAAAAAAUUGUUCUCAUAAUAUAAAAAACUUUUC